Molecule: messenger RNA, 1017 nt
Organism: Zasmidium cellare ATCC 36951
Lineage: Eukaryota; Fungi; Ascomycota; Dothideomycetes; Mycosphaerellales; Mycosphaerellaceae
Exons: 1
Source: RefSeq, a predicted model, not a curated record
GAGAUUAAGACAUGUGACAGCAUUCUUGGCAGUCUCGAUUUUCCGGAGAUGAAUGCAAGGCAGACCGCCAUCCCUCGAGCCCACGACAAGACGUUCGAAUGGAUGUAUGCACCAAAGUCACCGCUCGAAGACUGGCUGCGAAGCUCGAGAGCUCUCUUCUGGGUUAACGGGAAAGCAGGUUCGGGCAAGUCAACGCUGAUGCGCUUCGUGACGAGCAAAACCGAGACAAGGGACCUGCUGCAACAAUGGGCCGGGAAGGAGUCCCUUCACAUUGUGACAAUGUUUUUCUGGUUUCUGGGAACUCACCUUCAGAAGUCUGAAGAAGGACUUUUGCGAAGUGUCCUCUACCAAAUCCUCACGGCAUCGCGCGAUUUGAUUCCUGUUGCUGCUCCGCGUCGGUGGAAGGCAAUCACUAAUGCUCUUGAGACGUGGGGCAAAGAGGACUACAAGAACGCAGCAGGUUACGACUGGACGGCGGACGAGCUUCUGGACGCCAUGGAACGGAUAACCCAGUGUACUUCCAUGCACAAAUUCGGCUUCUUUAUCGAUGGCCUGGACGAGUACCAUGCUGACCAUCGACGACUCGUGAAGCUCAUUGAAAAGCUUGCCUUGAAUCCAGACUUCAAGUUCUGUGUGUCCAGUCGGCCAUGGAACCCAUUUGAAAAUGCUUUCGGAUCACAGCCCGACUCGUUCGUGUUGGAGGAACUCACGAAGCAGGAUAUACGGAACUACGUAUUCGAGGAGUUAUCAGAGCAUAUCGAAGAUCAGCCGGAGGUGAAGACGCUGCUGGACGAGAUUGCCGAGAAAGCACAGGGUGUCUUCUUGUGGGUCUAUCUUACAGUCAAGUCUCUACUUGAAGGACUGGACGAAGGCGACAGCAUUCGCAUCCUACGUCAACGAGUCGAGCAGCUACCGUCCGAUUUGGGCGCUUAUUUCGAUCUGAUACUGUCCAGAGUGCAUCACGUGUAUAAGAGUAUGAACGGGACUGCGCUUCAACUAUCCUUUGAAGCUGCUCAG